GGCUGGGUGGCUGGGGCCGAGGCCGGAGGGAGCGCAGCGGCGCGUCCGGGCCGAGCAGGCGGUGGCGUGCAGGACAGGCCGGCUGGGAGGCGGCGCGGAGCUGGGGCCGGCGCGGCGCGGAGGCAGGAGAGCGAGACGGGGCCCUGCCCGGGAGCCCGGGGCGGGAGGCCUGAGGGGGGCGGCGGGCCUGGAGCUGAGCCUGGAGCGGUCCCGGCCCCGCCGGCCCUGGGAGCCCGGGGGAGGGGGAGCCGAGUGAUCCCGAAGGGACGCCGAGUCCCUUCCGUGUCCCCGUGGUCCUUUGAACCCCGGGGAGGGGGGGUGGGAUUGCGUCCCUGUUUCCUGAGCCGCUGCGGGGGACCACAGCCCCUCCUCCUGACCCGGAUUGGGACCCCAGGCCCCCCUCCUGAGCCCCGGGGGCGUCCCCCAGCCCCCUUCUCCGGACCCCAUUAUGUCUCUGAGCCAGCAGUCCCCUGUCUGAGACCCAGGGAGACUUUCUCCGACCUCUCUUCCCCGAAUGGCCGGGGAGACACCCACUCCCUUCUCCUGGUUUCCAGCAGGCCGCCCGCCCCUUCUCUGAAGCCCAGCCGGCAGUCUACAGCCCCCUUCUGUGAAUGUUGGGGAGGAGCGUCCUACUGCCUCUCUGAGACCCAGAAGGAGUUCUGACCUGUUCUGAACCCCAGUGGGGACCCAACUUCUCCCUGAGCCCCAGAGAAACCAGGAGGCAUCUCCUCUCCAAUACAUAGAGGGCCUCGGCAACCCUCCCUGGGUACCCCAAUCUCUGAGCCUUAGUGGGGUGCUCAGAGCCCGUCCCCCAGGACACCCAGUUUCCUGGAGAUUGCUCCCAGUGGGGACCCAGAGCAGCCCCUCAGAGGCUCAGCUAGUACCCAGUUCUCCUUUCUCCCGGGCCCUCAGGCGCCCCUCCUGGAUACCCAGCUUCGAGCUCUGGGCCUUGGGGGUACCUUGCUUUUCUUCUUGGUCCCACCCUCCUCCCGGAGUUUCUGUGGGCUCCCUGGGGCCUCCCCUGAACUUAGAGGGUUCCUGGGCCAGAAGAUCUAUUUUGUUGUCUUCCAAGCUCCAGAGGCGACCUCCUCUCCCCCACUGGAGAUUCCAGGGGAAGAUCCCGACCUUCCUUUCUCAGAAUCCAGUGGAAAGUGAGCCCCUCGCUUCCUUCAGCACCCCACUUGUUCCAACCGCCCCCCCCCCCCCCCCCCCGCCCCGGGCCACCCUCGGGACUCUGCCUCCUUUGCACCUGCUCGGCUACGGCCCCGAGGAUGAUGAUGUGGUCCAACUUUUUCAUGCAAGAGGAGGACCGGCGGCGGCGGGAGGCGGCAGGCCGGCGGCGGGCUCUCGGGCAGCACCAGUCCCGGCUGACGCCGGAGCGGGAGGGAAAGAUCAAGCUGGGACUCCUGCUGAGCGCGGUGGGCGCCACGCUGGCCGUGCUGGCCGUGGGCACCGAGUUCUGGGUGGAGCUCAACACCUACAAGGCCAAUGGCAGCGCGGUGUGCGACGCUGUCCACCUGGGGCUCUGGAAGAUGUGCACCAAGCGACUGUGGCAGGCGGACGUGCCCGCGGGCAGAGACACCUGUGGCCCCGCGGAGCUGCCCGGAGAAGCAAACUGCACCUAUUUUAAAUUCUUUACCACGGGGGAAAAUGCACACAUCUUCCAGAGAACUACAAAGAAAGAGGUGAAUCUGGCAGCUGCCGUGAUAGCAGUGGUAGGCUUGGCACUCAUGGCCCUGGGGUGCCUCUGUAUCAUCAUGGUGCUCAGCAAAGGUGCAGAGUUCCUACUCCGAGUCGGAGCCAUCUGCUUUGGCCUCUCAGGCCUGCUGCUCCUGGUCAGCCUGGAGGUGUUCCGACAUUCUGUCCAAGCCCUGCUGCAAAGAGUCAGCCCUGAGCCUCCCCCAGCCCCAGCCCUGGCCUACGAAUACUCCUGGUCCCUGGGCUGUGGGAUGGGGGCCAGCCUGGUCCUCCUGCUGGCCAGUGGCUGCUUCCUCCUGCUCACCUUGCCUCCGGGGCCCUGGGGCUCACUCUGCCCCAAGCUGGGGCACAGGGCCACCUAGAGCCAGCACUGUGCCUUCUCUAACUCCUUCCUUUUCUUCUUAUCCCUCAAAGUCUUUCCCCUUGUCCUGGAGAAACUGUGUUCUGCCUGCUGUGGGGCACACGUUGUUUGCACACACCUCCCUCUCCUGCCUCAUGUUUUCCCUCUGUGAAUAUGUUCUUCUCGGUGGCCGAAUUGGGAUGCUUGGGGUACGAUGGAGAGAGGCCUUUUACAAACGAGGGUCCCCAGGGAAGGCUUGCAGGGGGACCUGAUGGGGUAACUGGGGAGUAGGGUGGGGGGGAUGAGGUCAGGGGGUCUUAGGACGGACUUGGACUGAUUCAUUUCCCAGAUCUGGAUGUAUUCACUUGUGAGAGAGGCAUCUUCCAACUAAUUUGAACCUUGGGGAAACAGGGGAGGGGGAGGGGAAAUCGCUGGGUCUGGCCUCGCUGUGGUCUGGUUUGGGAUUAAAGGUUUGGAAAUUUCAGAGCUUUGA
Molecule: messenger RNA, 2531 nt
Organism: Herpailurus yagouaroundi (jaguarundi)
Lineage: Eukaryota; Metazoa; Chordata; Mammalia; Carnivora; Felidae
Gene: CACNG6
Product: calcium voltage-gated channel auxiliary subunit gamma 6
Exons: 4
Coding region: 1272-2060 (262 amino acids)
Biological process (GO): regulation of calcium ion transmembrane transport via high voltage-gated calcium channel; calcium ion transport
Cellular component (GO): membrane; L-type voltage-gated calcium channel complex
Molecular function (GO): calcium channel regulator activity
Source: RefSeq, a predicted model, not a curated record